Molecule: messenger RNA, 624 nt
Organism: Olea europaea var. sylvestris
Lineage: Eukaryota; Viridiplantae; Streptophyta; Magnoliopsida; Lamiales; Oleaceae
Product: glucose-6-phosphate 1-dehydrogenase, cytoplasmic isoform-like
Exons: 5
Biological process (GO): glucose metabolic process; pentose-phosphate shunt, oxidative branch
Cellular component (GO): cytosol
Molecular function (GO): glucose-6-phosphate dehydrogenase activity; NADP binding
Source: RefSeq, a predicted model, not a curated record
UACGAGAAUCUUUUAAAUGCAAACAUUUUUUCAUUUGCUAAUUUCGGAUUUGCUUGGAGUUCAUCGCAGGGAUUUCUGCAAUUAAACGAAGUUCACAUUUUUGGGUAUGCGAGGACUAAAAUUUCAGAUGAUGAAUUAAGAAAUCGUAUACAAGGGUACCUUUCUUCAGGAAAUGAAGGCUCAGAAGAUGUAUCAAAGUUUCUGCAAUUGAUUAAAUAUGUAAGUGGCUCUUAUGAUGCUGCGGAAGGAUUUCAGGCAUUGGACAAGGCAAUAUCUGAGCAUGAAACAUCAAGAAACAGCUCUGAAGAAUCGUCUAGAAGGCUCUUCUACCUUGCACUUCCUCCAUCAGUAUAUCCACAAGUCUGCAAAAUGAUCAAGAAUUAUUGCACAACUAAAUCUGAUCUUGGUGGAUGGACCCGUAUUGUUGUUGAGAAGCCCUUUGGGAAAGAUUUGGCUUCAGCUGAGGAACUAAGCUCCCAGAUUGGAGAAUUAUUUAAUGAACCACAGAUUUAUCGCAUUGAUCACUAUCUGGGCAAAGAAUUGGUGCAGAACUUGUUGGUACUUCGUUUUGCUAAUCGCUUCUUUUUGCCACUCUGGAACCGCGACAAUAUUGACAAUGUACAG